GUUUAAUGUGCAGCCUCAGAGUUUUUAAGCAAGGCAUCAGAGAAGUGACCUUACAAAGCUUUUACCAUACAUAUAGCUUGAGAAAAAAAACCUUUACACAACAUGACCUAUGUAUUGAAUAGCGUAGAGCAAGGAAAAAUGACAAAUGCUUUAGCUCUAUCUAAAGACAUAACUAUCAAGCUAUGGAUGCCUGUCUUAACACACCUGAGCUUGGUAUUAAUAACCGUCUCCAAUAAUUUUGUACAUUACAAAACAUGUAUGCUCUCCCCAUAUUCUUUAAUGAGAGCUCCUGUGUACUUCCUUUGCUCCCUGUUUCCUGCACACUUCCCUUCCCGGCUUGCAUCUGGAGUCGUGACUAGUUGCUCCAGGUCCGGGAUGAUCCAACUUGAGAGGACAUGGGCGCCUGAGUCCUGGCGGUGUUGAGCACAUAAAACUGGAUAGAGAACAAGCGUCGUUGACAAUAGGUGGGCACCGCGUCCCUGUCCAACCAGCCGUGCUGCCCUAGGGUGCCAUGGCCACGGGAACCCAGGGGCACCUAGACCACGUUCCGGAUAAAGCCAGGCUCGCGGCGGCCACAGGGAGGCGCAAGAGAGUGGAGGGGGGCAAGCCCAGGAAGAACUUCCCCUGUCAGCUGUGCGAGAAGGCUUUCAACAGUGUGGAGAAGCUAAAGGUGCACUCCUACUCACACACAGGAGAGAGACCGUACCGGUGCUCCCAUCAGGACUGCACCAAGGCCUUUGUCUCCAAAUACAAGCUGCAACGGCAUAUGGCGACACACUCGUCGGAGAAAACCCACAAGUGUACUUACUGUGAGAAAAUGUUCCACCGCAAGGAUCAUUUGAAGAACCACCUGCACACUCACGACCCCAACAAGGAGGCCUUCGCCUGCCAGGAGUGCGGCAAGAGCUACAACACUAAGCUGGGCUUCAAGCGUCACCUGGCCCUUCACGCGGCCAACAGCGGAGACCUCACCUGCCAGGUGUGCCUGCAGCCAUUCGCCAGCACCGGCCUGCUCCUGGAGCACCUUAAGACCCAUGCCGGCAAGUCCUCGGGCGGCACCAAAGAGAAGAAACACCGGUGCGAGCAUUGUGAGCGCCGCUUCUACACGCGCAAGGAUGUGCGCCGCCACAUGGUGGUGCACACGGGCCGCAAGGACUUCCUGUGCCAGUACUGCGCCCAGCGCUUUGGCAGGAAGGACCACCUUACGCGCCACAUGAAGAAGAGCCACGCCCGCGAGCUGCUGAGGGUCAAGACGGAGCCGGCCGAUUCGCUGGAUUUGCCCUUCUCCUGCGGGCUAGCCGGAGGCGUCAAGGGCGAGCUGGCCACCAUAUCAGCGCCGCACAGGCAGCUCCAGCUCAACCUGUACGGCAGCCCUCUCCUGCCCCAGCACCACUGCCCCACCAUGCCUCCCCUGGACACAGAGCCCAACCCCCCAAACCCCUUCUCCCUAAAGUACCAGCUGGGUUCUAACCUUACCUCAUACUCCGUCUCCACUCUGGAGAGGGAGCAGCAUCUAAAGGGAGAACUGGAGACGUAUCUGAUGGAACUGCAGAGCGGCAUGCCCUCCUCCUCGGCCGAGGGGGCUCAGCUAUCCUCCGCCUCCAAACUGGAGUUGGACUCCCAGGUGGGCUCAUUGGACGAGACCUCGCCCGACGAGGCGUCUCUGUCCAAAAUCUCGGCAGCGGCGGCAGUGGGCGAGUCGCUGGCCUCCUCCUCGUUGCUCGACUUCUCACAGCUCUUCAACUUCCUGCCCUUGAACAGCCCUCCUUAUGGGCACCAGGUGACAGCUGGCGGGGGUCUAGGCGGAGUCCCCUUCCCGCCAGAGGAGGCGCUGUCACUCGUCCAGCUGCCGCCCCAGUCCCCGGAUUCCCACGAGGCGACAGGGAGCGGGGAGGAUGUAAGCCCCCUCCACAGCCUCUCUUCCUCCUACACCUCUAACCUGAGCACAACCACCACGCUGCCCCGCUUUCACCAGGCCUUCCAGUGACACGACAACACACACACGCAUGCACACAAUUACACACGUACAGUACACACACAGGCUGAUAAAAAUUGAUAUUCUGCAAAUUAUUAUUUUUAUGCCAGUAACACAUUUUUUGAUGUCUGCACAAAACUACGACGUAAUAGCACUUCUGUUCAACAGUUAUGGGAUUCUACACAUACAGAUACUGAUACAGUGUAGUAGAUGUAUGGGUGUGUAUCAGCACUGACAUAUAUCACAUACACAAGUGGUUUAGCUCAACCACAUAGCUCAAGCCAUGGGAUAAUGGUUGACAUUUCAUGUGGUUAGUGUCAACGAUGCUAUAUCUUCACCGCCCUUGCAAAUUCACCACUAUAAUGCUGAUGACCAACACAGUCCAUUUUAGUACCAACAACAAUUAAACAUGACUAGGGUUUUGGAGUUUUACAUAGAGGAAUUUAUCUAGGAAUGUGAUUGCAGUGAUGUAUUUCUACCUAUCUAUAUUCUUAACCCCCUUUGCCUUGGAAUAGAUUGAACCUAGUAUGUCGAUUUAACCAUAUUUUCAUAUAGAACUUUGUACUUUUGUGUGAUGUUGAAUGUCCUCACCGCUAACCAUUUUUAAAAUGUCUUUAUCUCUUUGUUUUGUUUUAAGAUUUCAAGCAAUGCAAUCAUACAUUUUUAGACAUAAGGUACUGAAAAGCCCCUUGUGGAAUGUAGUGUGAGAACCAUCCAUUUUCCCCAUCAAAACCAAAGUCAACCAAAUAUCGACUGAGUUGCCAGGCAGAAUAGUGUCAUGGUAUCGCUGAUGGUUGUAAAUGUUGCUGCUGCCUAGUAGUUCCCCUAUAGGCCCAUGGAAUACCUCCGCUAUAGAUAGACUAAGUUGUUCUUCUUCAAGUAAUUUUAUCUCAUAUAAAAGGGACAAGAUAAUUUUUACUUUUAUGGCAAGAAUGUAAACAUAGGCCUGAUCCCAUUUUGGCCCCUAGCCCUUUGCUGCCACCUACCCCUUGGUCUUAUGGACUGGAUUUGAAAGCAAAAUUGCUGAAGGACCGAAAUGGAACCAGACAGUAGAAACAACAUUAAAGCACUGCCACGUAACUAGGGGCAAUUUGUCUUUCCACAUUCUACCGGUUUUAGUACCGGAUAUGAGGUUAGAAACUCCUUUCUCCGGCCAAACGCUACGCCAUGCCAACGGACAUUAGUUUCUUCUCCGCAAUGAGUCUGGGUCUGAGUACCUCCCCGACGAUUUCUAGAACGCAAACGCACUCUAACCGUUCUGAUUGGUCCCAGAAACCGAGUUGGGCCAGAGCCAGAACACACGUGGGUAAAGCGGCGUUUAGAAAAUGUGUCAUUGACUUUGAUCUUCUGAUUGGUUAGAGAUUAUCCAAUCGCUGAUGACUGUUUUGUACAACAGCCCUCAUUCUGACGUCACCACAAACGACUUCAACGAUGGCAGUCUCAGACUAAAGUACGUAGCGAACAUAGAGCAGUGGAAGAAUUCAGUUUGAGUCAUCAGGCAAACCCAAACAUGCAUAAAAUCAAGGAUAAUGUUAGCAAUAUUUAAACCGCAGGAAACAGUGAAGUAGAGACACCAGUUGCAAAGAAAACUAUGUCCAGUGUGCAGUUUGAUGAGCUAGAUGGGUAUCUUUAAACAGAUAUCUGGACACUUUGUAUGCACAGGUUUGUGUGAGCCUACAUCACGUGUUUGUGUUUCCAGUCAAGGGCUAGUAUGUGAUUGCAGAGGAGAGGACCCUCACAUAGAAAAUCUGGGAGGCUGUGUAGAGGGGUCAGAACAGAACUGCCUGUUACAACUCAUCUAGGUGGUGUGAUGGAUUAGUCAUGUCUGAAUGGUAGAUAAUAAUAUAUAUAAUAUGCCAUUUAGCAGACACUUUUAUCCAAAGCGACUUACAGUCAUGUGUGCAUA
Molecule: messenger RNA, 3881 nt
Organism: Coregonus clupeaformis (lake whitefish)
Lineage: Eukaryota; Metazoa; Chordata; Actinopteri; Salmoniformes; Salmonidae
Gene: plag1
Product: pleiomorphic adenoma gene 1
Exons: 3
Coding region: 512-1987 (491 amino acids)
Source: RefSeq, a predicted model, not a curated record